AUGGGAAGCUCCUCUCCAGUGAUGUGACUCAUUACGUGAUCCCAGACUGGAAAGUUGUUCAAGAUUACCUAGAGAUCCUUGAGUUUCCGGAAAUGAAGGGAAUCAUUUUCAUGCAAACAGCUUGUCAGUCUGUACAACAUCAAAGGGGCCGGAGACAGUAUAACAAACUGCGGAGCCUGCUGAAGGACGCGCGCCACGACUGCAUCCUCUUCGCUAACGAGUUCCAGGAGUGCUGCUACCUCCCCCGGGAGAGGGGCGAGGCCGUGGAGAAAUGGCAGACCAGGAGCAUCUACAAUGCGGCCGUCUGGUACUAUCACCACUGCGGGGACAGGAUGCCCAUCGUGAUGGUAACCGAAGAUGCAGAGGCCAUUCAGCAGUAUGGGAGCGAAACCCAGGGAGUGUUUGUGAUUUCUUUCAAGGACUACCUGGACAACUUCUGGCCGGAUUUAAGGGCUGCCCACGAGCUGUGCGAGUCCAUCCUACAGUCCCGCCGGGAGCGGGAGAGCGAGAGCCAGGAGGGCCGCGGCCGGGAGUACGCGGAGCACCUGCCGCUGGAGGUGCUGGAGGCCGGCAUCAAGUCGGGGCGCUACGUGCAGGGCACUCUGAAUGUGAACAAACACAGAGCCCAAAUAGAAGCUUUCGUUCGACUUCAAGGAGCCAGCAGUAAAGAUUCAGGCUUAGCUAGCGACAUCCUCAUCCACGGCGUGAAGGCCCGGAACCGCGCCAUUCACGGGGAUGUGGUGGUCGUGGAGCUGCUCCCGAAGGGCGAGUGGAAGGGAAGGACCGGCGCCCUGUGUGACAACGACAGUGAGGACAAGGCCUCGGGCGAGGCCCCCAGCGACCCCAUGCCCACAGGCCGCGUGGUGGGCAUCCUUCAGAAGAACUGGCGUGAUUACGUGGUGACUUUCCCAUCCAAAGAGGAGAUCCAGUCUCAGGGCAAAAAUGCUCAGAAGAUCCUCGUUACCCCGUGGGAUUACCGAAUCCCCAAAAUUCGCAUCAGCACCCAGCAAGCCGAAGCCCUGCAGGACUUCAGGGUGAUCGUGCGCAUUGAUUCCUGGGAGUCAACGUCCCUGUACCCAAACGGACACUUUGUCCGUGUGUUAGGAAGAAUCGGCGACCUGGAGGGGGAGAUUGCGACCAUCCUGGUGGAAAACAGCAUCUCUGUUGCCCCCUUCUCAGAGGCUCAGCUGUGUGAGACACCUGUGAACACGCCCGAGAAGCCCUGGCAGGUGAGUGCCGAGGAGAAGCGCACGAGGAGAGACCUGCGGCGAACCCACCUCGUGUUCAGCAUCGACCCCAAGGGCUGUGAGGACGUGGAUGACGCGCUCUCCGUCAGGACCCUGACCAACGGCGACCUGGAACUCGGGGUCCACAUCGCAGACGUCACACACUUCGUGGCUCCCAAUUCUUACAUUGACGUCGAAGCUAGAACGAGGGCCACCACUUACUACCUCGCCGACCGGCGCUAUGACAUGCUGCCCCCCGCCCUCAGCGCCGACCUGUGCUCCCUCCUGGGCGGCGUGGACAGGUAUGCCGUGAGCGUCAUGUGGCAACUGGAUAAAACCUCUUAUGAAAUUAAGACGGUAUGGUAUGGCAGAACCAUCAUUCGGUCUGCUUACAAACUGUUCUACGAAGCGGCUCAGGAGCUCCUGGCUAGAAACUUUGGCAUUGCCGAUGAGAUCCCAGAAUUCAAAAACUUGGAUGAGAAGAGCAGACAAACCAGGCUGGAGGAGCUGGCAUGGGCCAUCGGGAGGCUGACAGACAUCGCUCGCCACGUCAGGGCAAAGCGUGACCGCUGUGGGGCCCUGGAGCUGGAGGGCAUGGAGGUUCGAGUCCAGCUCGAUGAUAAAAAGAACAUCCACGACCUCAUCCCCAAGCAGCCCCUGGAGGUCCACGAGACGGUGGCCGAGUGCAUGAUCCUGGCCAACCACUGGGUGGCCAAGAAGAUCUGGGAGAGCUUCCCACACCAGGCCCUGCUGCGCCAGCACCCACCGCCCCACCAGGAGUUCUUCGCCGAGCUCCGAGAGUGCGCUGCAGCCAAGGGCUUCUCCAUCGACACUCGGUCCAACAAGGCGCUGGCUGAUUCUCUGGAUAAGGCAGAGGACCCCAGCGACCCCAUGGUGAACUGGUUGCUGCGCUCCAUGGCUACGCAGGCCAUGUCCAACGCGCUGUAUUUCUCUACGGGCUCCUGUGCGGAGGAGGAGUUCCAUCAUUACGGUCUUGCGUUAGAUAAAUACACCCACUUCACUUCUCCAAUAAGAAGAUACUCGGAUAUCGUAGUGCACCGCCUAUUAAUGGCAGCCAUUUCAAAAGAGAAGAAAAUGGAAAUUAAAGAAAAUUUACUAAGCAACAAAGAUCUUGAGGAAUUAUGCAGACAUAUCAACAACAGAAACCGAGCAGCACAGCAUUCUCAGAAGCAGUCUACUGAGCUCUUCCAGUGCAUGUACUUUAAAGACAAAGACCCUGAAACUGAGGAGCGCUGCGUAGCUGAUGGAGUUAUUUACUCCAUUAGAACAAACGGCGUGCUUGUAUUUAUACCAAGGUUUGGGAUUAAAGGUGCUGCUUAUCUAAAAAAUAAAGAUGGUUUAGUGAUGUCCUGUGGCCCAGACCGCUGCUUGGAAUGGAAACCAGGGUCCCUGCAGAGAUUUCAGGACAAAAUCACCUCCACCACGACGGGAGGAGAGUCGGUCACGCUGCGCUUGUUCGACCACGUCACGGUCAGGAUAUCGGUGCAGGCCUCGCGCUGCCAUUCGGACACCAUCAGGCUUGAGCUCGUCAGCAACAGACCGCACGAGGUCCCGAGCUCGGAGCGCUCCCAGCCGAGCCCGCUCCUGCUGAGGAGCGACCUGGUGAGGGAGGUCACCAGGUGCGCGGAGGAGGCCCAGCUGGCCCAGGACGUGGCAGCGGACGCCAUCCAGGAGGAGUACCCAGAGUACCGCCAGACCAAGGGCCGGAGCCUGUACGCGCUGCUGGAAGAGAUCAGGGACCUGGCGCUCCUGGAUGUCUCGGGGGACUGCGGCAUAUGAAACGGUCCUGCUUCAUCCGAAGAGCUUCGUCUUGGGAUUUUACCAUCUUCCCCAACUUCACGCUGCAGCGAGUCACUGGGUGCUCGAGACAAAGUAGGUAUUUCGGUGUGCAGUGUUCACUCCUGCUCCGCGGGCGCUGCUUUAAAUGCGGAACCCGUCGCCGUGGACGCGGAGGUUUCAGCCCUGCACGGACAGGGAAGGGUGCUCUCUAAGGUCACUUGCUGGCCUCUUUUUAAUAAACCCACGAUUUUUAGUU
Messenger RNA from Chinchilla lanigera (long-tailed chinchilla), 3282 nucleotides. RefSeq names its product DIS3 like exosome 3'-5' exoribonuclease (gene Dis3l). Gene Ontology annotation, biological process: rRNA catabolic process. Gene Ontology annotation, molecular function: 3'-5'-RNA exonuclease activity; RNA binding. Lineage: Eukaryota; Metazoa; Chordata; Mammalia; Rodentia; Chinchillidae. The record is from RefSeq and is a predicted model, not a curated record. Gene Ontology annotation, cellular component: cytoplasmic exosome (RNase complex).